Coregonus clupeaformis (lake whitefish) is the source of this 2195-nucleotide messenger RNA. RefSeq lists its product as uncharacterized. The transcript has 13 exons. NCBI's taxonomy places the organism in Eukaryota, Metazoa, Chordata, Actinopteri, Salmoniformes, Salmonidae. Bases 333 to 1664 code for a protein of 443 amino acids. The record is from RefSeq and is a predicted model, not a curated record.
ACUAGAAAUCAGGAGGACGUUUCUGAAAGUACAGACACAGACGACCUUCUCGUCAAACCUGAUUGUGAUUAGUUAUUAUCUGUGUUGGUUGACGUCGUGACAGUAUUAUGCGAUUUGUAUUCCUCACGAGAAUUUGCAGUAUUUGACGUCCCACUCAUCCAACACUCUAAACAGUGACUGUUUCUCCGUGGGUCUUACCUAGGCAGCGUAAUAAAGGUCCAUAAACAGCAGCAGAAUAGGCCUACCGUCCUGAAUCUGUUAUCGUUUCAAGAUCAGAGCAGAGGACAUCAAAUCCUGUUUCCCUACAGCAGCAUCAGUGUGACAAUACAAGUAUGAGUCAGGUGCAGGAUGAUGAGGUCUGGGAACUAAUCAGACCAGAAGAAGCCAGUGAUGCCCCUGAGCUGGAAAACCUGGAGCCAAGGAUAAGUUUGGAAAAGCAAAUCAGGAGCUUCUCACCAGAUGCAGCAUCUGCCCUUGCAAGAGCUGGAAUUAAAGAGGACAUUGAUAUUCAAGAGUUAACAAGAGAUGAUCUGAACGAACUUCUGCCAGGCCUUGAGCAUUUCAAACUUAGAAAGAGGAUCAGUGAACUUCUAACCAAAUCUAAACAGGACACAGCUAAACCUAUCGAUUUAAUUCUUAACGAGUUUAGGGACUUCAUUUCAGCUGUUGUCAUGAAGAAUGCACUUGUUCCUGGGGGAGUGUUACAUGGCUACGUCCCUAUUCUUAGAGAUUUGGAGAAGCAGCUUGCCAAAGCCCUGCACUUCAUUCAGGCACAUGUUGAACUACUUGAGAGCUACAAUAAAGAAGAGCCCAUGGAGGCUGAGGGCAAUGCUGUGUCCCCAUCAGUUGACUCUGCUACAGCAGGAAACCAGCUCAUCCUUCAUGAAUUACAAGACAUAGAUAAUGUACAUAAAAAAUCUGUUAAAGGCGCUUCAGAACGACCAGCCUUAGGUGCUGUAGAGACCCACCCCAAACGACCAAGAACAGAUGUGCCACUUACCACUGGUGGGCAGAACAGGCAAAACCUCAAGGAAACCCCAGAUGAGACCUCAAAAUCAUACUCUUACACUUCAGGAUCACCAUACACUUCAGGAGCAGCUGGUAUUGAGCCAUCUGCAACAUCCUACAAAGAUAGUUCCUCAUCCGUAGAUGGUAGCAUCCAGGCCCAAAAAGAAAAGGAAGGAAAAGAACCUGGAAGUUGGUGGACGUUCUCCAAUCCUUUCAUUGGAUCUGGGUUAGGAGGAAAUGAAACAAAACAUUUGCCGGUAGUUAAAGUCCAUUCACAAGUAUGUGGAAAAACCCUGAACACUCACCUUGCACUCAUGAAACAAGUGGAUAAUCUGGGACUUAAGCGAGAGGAGACCAGUGCAGAGGACUGCCAAGUCAUGAUGGUCUUCUGUCCUGUUACAUCUCGUGUGGGAACUGACAUUGAGGCUGCCAUGAGCCAAGUUCCAGGUAACAGAGAUGCCAUUCUAGUGGUGAUGCACCAUACUUAUGAUCAAAACUUUGUCACAAGCCGGAGAUCUGUAUCUUACCCCGAAAACAUAGUGGAGGAAGUGAAUGUUCUCUUCCUUGACUCUGUGGGACUUCUGCAUUGUAAAACAAAUGAUGAAGCAGUGACUCUCAUACAUAAGGCCUUACAGAAAUACAACAGCAGUACUUAGACAUUAAGUGCCACAUUGUGGCAACACAAGGAAAGAGUCUGAAGUCUGUAACAAGAUUACAACGCCGCCAACAUUAUUUAAAAACCUACAAUUCUACAACUUCCACCCAGGGCGUUGGUGACUCAUUCUAGUUUAGAAUAAAGCAUAUCACAAUCUAUGUAGUGAACCAAAUGAAAGAUUAUCUUGCUACUCAAUAAGGACAAAAUUAGACUUCUCCCUGUAGAACCUCUGGUGUGAGUGAAUCAUUGAAGAUGGGAUGCCUCAUAUGUAUUUGUGAAUUUCAGCUUGUUCUACUUUUAGUAUUAGAAGCACUUAUUGUUUAAGGUGUUACCUACUUUGUGACAUUAUGCCUCAAUCAUCAGAGAUUGAAAAGUUGUACCUACAGUAUAGUUGGACCUACAGUAUAGUUGGACCUACAGUAUAGUUGGACCUACAGUAUAGUUGGACCUACAGUAUAUAGCCUCGUUAUUGGUAUUUUCUUUUUUCUUUUUAUUUAACUUUAUUUAGUAAAUAUUUUCUUAACUAUUUUUC